This is a messenger RNA of Microdochium trichocladiopsis, 1274 nucleotides long. Its product is annotated as 3-oxoacyl-reductase. The transcript has a single exon. The record is from RefSeq and is a predicted model, not a curated record. Lineage: Eukaryota; Fungi; Ascomycota; Sordariomycetes; Xylariales; Microdochiaceae. The coding region runs from base 215 to 1006 and encodes 263 amino acids.
GCACGCUCCGAGCCAGGCAAACUCGUGGACGAAGUUGAGCCUUGGAAAUGCACCAUUAAGUUUGAGGCUUGGAAGCCACCUCGCCUUCUGCUCGGCUAGUUGAAUCACAUUGACUGCGCGGACCGACGGCCUCUUCCAGCCAGGACUCCGCUUGGACCAAGACGAAUCAUUAUACGACAGAGACAGACUGGAGAGGCUCUCGCAACGUUCAAAAAUGGACAACUACGCUACCUAUCCCAGUCUGCGUGGCAAGGUGGUCCUCAUCACCGGCGGGGCCGAGGGCAUCGGGGCGGCAGCAGUGGAACUGUUCUGCCGCCAGCAGUCCAAGGUCGUCUUCCUCGACAUUAGCGAGAGCUCGGCUUCCCAGCUGCAGAGCCGCAUCGCUCAGAUACCGGGCGCGACGCAGCCCGUCUUCAUGCACUGCGAUGUGACAGACCUGAAGCGGCUCAAGGAGUGCGCGGACGAGACGCUCAGCCGACACGGCGGCGUGGUCGACGUACUCAUCAACAACGCCGGCGCAGCUGGGGAGAAGGCGCGCGUGCCUACCGAGCAGGUCACCCCGUCCAGCUUCGACUUUGACGUGAGUGUCAACCUGCGCCACCAGUUCUUCCUCACCCAGGCCAUCGUGCCAGCCAUGCAGCGCCAGAAGAAGGGCAGCAUCAUCAACAUGGGCAGCAUCACCUGGCGGAUCCCGGCGACGAGGCUGCCCGUGUACACGCUGUGCAAGGCUGCCAUCGUGGGCCUGACGCGGACACACAGCAGGGAGUUUGGGAAGGACAAUGUCCGUGUCAACAGCAUCAUGCCGGGCGCCAUCGCAACCGAGAGGCAGAUUAAGGAGGUUCUCACCGCCGAGUACCGCGCGGAGGUUAUGGCUGCGCAGGCCCUAAAGAGAGACAUCAUACCCGAGGAAGUGGCCAGGGUAAUGCUGUUCCUGGCUGCGGAUGACUCGAGCGCCAUCACGGGGGCCAGCUAUGUUGUAGAUGCCGGUUGGGUUUCUGAUCCGUAGUUGAGCGAGAAGCGGUGACAUCGAGCUUUCAUAGACCGCGAUGGGGUCGUCCGUCACGGAUCUCUCAGCUAGCAAGAUUUGUUCACCACCACCACCACCACACUGAAGUGUUGCCACGACUUUAGUGUUGCCUACAUUCCCGCCCAGCAGAUAUAGUCACGCGAACUCGAUGCAAUUGCAGAUCCGUGGGAGAUGUUUGUUGUUGUUUUUAGGCGCCAAGAGUUCAUUGAUAUCCGUUUUCAAUGCCAUACAUGCAAAGCCCACGACG